Messenger RNA from Oryza brachyantha (malo sina), 1859 nucleotides. Its product is annotated as probable transcription factor MYB58. The coding region runs from base 1 to 1392 and encodes 463 amino acids. NCBI's taxonomy places the organism in Eukaryota, Viridiplantae, Streptophyta, Magnoliopsida, Poales, Poaceae. The record is from RefSeq and is a predicted model, not a curated record. The transcript has 3 exons.
AUGGCGGCGGCAGCAAGCGAAACGACGGUUCCAACGAGAAAGAGCCUCUCCUCCCUUUGUGCACGAGGGCACGAGGCCCGUGGAAUUCGGCGUUCGUGGUGGUGGUGGUGGUGGCGAGGCGGUUGCUUGCGAAUUGCGAUUUCGUGCUCGUGCGCCCCCUCGCGAAUCAAACCCGGGCGUCCGAUCCCCGCAGGACGCUCCCCGUCGCGCCACGCGCACCACUACGCCGGUUGCAGAGACACCCACAGAGAGGAAGCACGAAGCAUCGUCAUUCAUCGCUCUCGCAUAAGAACAACACACUGCCCUGCGCUCGCGUUCGCGUGCGUGGGGGCGGCGGCGGCGGCGGCUGAGGCAAUGGCUCGAGCACCUGGUGGCGUCCGCCGGAGGAGCGCGAGGAGGGACGCGGCCGGCGGCGGCGGCGGAGACGCGGUGCGGAAGGGCCCCUGGACGGCGGAGGAGGACGAGGUGCUGCUGCAGCACGUGCGCGCGCACGGUCCCAUGGACUGGAGCUCCAUUCGAUCCAAAGGCCUCUUGCCUCGCACCGGCAAGUCCUGCCGCCUCCGCUGGGUGAACAAGCUCAGGCCCAAUCUCAAAUCCGGUUGCAAGUUCUCUGCGGAGGAAGAGCGGGUGGUGAUCGAGUUGCAGUCGCAGUUCGGGAACAAGUGGGCGAGGAUCGCGACCUACUUGCAGGGCAGGACGGACAACGACGUAAAGAACUUCUGGAGUACUCGGCAGAAGCGGCUCGCCAGGCUCCUGCGCGCGCCCCUCCCUGCAAGAUCCAACAAGCAGAACAGCAGCAAAGGCAAAGCGCCUUCAUCAUCUUCUCUCGAGUCCCCAACUGCGACCACGUUUCAUCAGGGCCCGGCCUGCCUGGACCAAGCUUCAUUCGAGGGCAAUUCGUUCGGCUGCCAUUACUGCGAGGCUGCACCGUUCAUGGAACACCAGAAUGUCGCACGAGCCCCGUACGAUCAGGCAUGCUCUGGGUUCUUUGCUUUCGAGGGGGCACUGCCGCUGCAGUUUCUGGCACCUGCUGACGGCGAAGCGAGCUCAUCCAAUGCAGCUCAUCAGUUGGCGCCACCGCUGCCAUUCGACCCGCCUCUGUACCCUCUGGUCGAGCUCCCUGGCUGGACAGAUAGAUGUGUCGAGGCCGGCAAUGGGUUCGUCGACGCCGGUGCCAUGGAUGACCUCGCCUACCAGGAGCUGCUUCCAAUGGUGCAGGCUGCUCCGAUGAUGAUGCCGUUCUUUGGCAUGGAGUGUGCUCAUGAAGCCAUCAAGGGCGAGCCCCGCGACGCCUUCGGCGACCUGCCGCCGAACAUGUUCGACGACAAUCUUGAUCAGCUGCCCUCGUCGCCGCCGUCGCCGCCGUCGCCGUCUGGCGGCGACGAAUUCUGAAGUUGCAUGUUUCUCGCUCGAUGGACGAGGGACACAGUUGCGUGAUUCUUUUUCUGGUUCCGCAUUUCGAUCUCUUGUUCUGUGACAAGCUGACGAGCAACAGCAUUGCCUAGGAUGGUACCUUGCCGCCUACAUAUAUUGAACCUUCUAACGUGUCGAAUCAUGGCCUGUAUUGGAUGUGACAUUGUUUCCAAGUCGAUGCAGAAUAUGUAAGGUGUAUAUAAGUCAUUAUUACUACUACGUAAGUAGAUUAUUGUAGAACAUUGUGAUGAUAACAAGUUAGCAACGAUGGCGCAUGGCCACUUGCUAAUUGUUACAGUACUGCUCUAGAGUCAAGAUUAUGACAUUAAUUCAGUGAAGCAUUCAGCAGGCACGCUGCUAUCUCACAUUGUUGCGACUUCACAUGUCCCAAUCCUCUCUAUGGUCACUCUAGAGACUAUCGUUUUUAUCACAUCUGUUAAAGCAAA